Molecule: messenger RNA, 1948 nt
Organism: Lontra canadensis (Northern American river otter)
Lineage: Eukaryota; Metazoa; Chordata; Mammalia; Carnivora; Mustelidae
Gene: MAP3K7CL
Product: MAP3K7 C-terminal like
Exons: 6
Coding region: 467-970 (167 amino acids)
Cellular component (GO): nucleus; cytosol
Source: RefSeq, a predicted model, not a curated record
GACACAGACACCGAUUGGGUCACGCUGAAGACAUUCCUGUCUUGUGAAGCAAGUCUGUUUGUAUUUUAGGUUUGCCAGGACUAAUGAAUUAAAACAUUUGGACUCUCCACAACUUGCUGUUUAUCAAUGCCUCUGACAGGAGGAGGGUUUUCUUUUGCACUUGCUUUUUCUAGAAGCAUGACCACAUCCUGGCUGGUGGAGAGGCAAGGAAAGGAGAGAGGGGUUGUGGAGGGAAGCGGAACAGGGAGGCCUUGGGACGCGGGGUCUGGGGGAGAGCAGGUAGCAGUGAAGUGCCCUGACAGCUGUCAUUGCUCCUCAGACUGUCCGUGACUGCUAUGCAGCAGGUGCAGCCUGCUCUCUUACUAGGUCUUCACUCCACAAAGGCAACGACUGGCCAAGGCAGUGGCUGGCCCUGGAUUACACAAGUGCAGACACUCAACUAAGUGAGGAACAGGUGGCUAACAAGAUGGUUGAUUCUAAGCAGAGGAGACUACACAGAAAUCUGGAAGACCCAGGGGAAGGCCAAGGCUCAGGUGCCCACAUGAUCAGCACAGCCAGGGUACCUGCGGAUAAGCCAGUACGCAUUGCUUUCAGCCUCGAUAAUGCCUCAGAUGAUACACCUUCUGAAGACGCCAUUCCUCUGGUCUUUCCAGAAUUAGACCAGCAGCUACAGCCUCUGCCGCCUUGUCAUGACUCCGCGGAAUCCAUGCAGGUGUUCAAACAGCACUGCCAAAUAGCGGAAGAAUACAAUGAGGUCAAAAAGGAAAUCGCUCUGCUUGAGGAAAGGAAAAAGGAGCUCAUCGCCAAGCUGGAUCAGGCAGAGAAGGAGAAGGUGGAUGCCGCUCAGCUGGCUCGGGAAUUCGAGGUGCUGAUGGAGGAGAACCGGACGUUGAAGUUGGCUCAGUCCCAAUGUGUGGAACAGCUGGAGAAACUUAGAAUACAGUAUCAGAAGAGACAGGGCUCGUCCUAACUUUGAAGGAUUCAGUGUGAGCAUAGAAGGUUGGUGACUGCUGUGUGCUGGCCAAAAGAUUUUUAUUUUCAAGGGCUAGUGUGUAAAAUUUUAUUAUUCCUUUUUAUUACCCACGUGGCAGACGUCUAUAAUGAAUUUAAUGCUUGCCCGAUCGAGUUUGACAGAAGGGAUAUUUUAUUUGAAAGAAGAUGAUUAAAGCAAACCUAUGGCUAUAAUAUGUUUUCAGAGAUCAAUUAUUCAUUUCCAAAGAUUUUUUUUUCUUCUUUAGGAAGAUGUGAUCACCCUGUACAUCAGGGUACAAAAUGAAGGAAAAUAGAAUAUUGACUGACUUGACUAAGAAUCCUGAACAGAAUUGAGCCAUGAAACAAACUAGUGAGAGGCUUGCCACAGGUUCAUAUCCGUGUAUCUUUAAACUUCACAUUUUGACUCUUUCAACUGUGCUCGGACCUGAAGUCAGAAAUGUCUGCACACAUAUUUAUGUUCACCAGAGUUAGGUUUAAUCCCUCAAUGAUUGAUUGUACUAAGAAUAAAUGCUUGCCUAUCAUAAACGCUUUCUCAUGAAAAUAUUAGCAGAAAGCAUGUUUGUGCCAAAAACACAUCUGCCAGUGCUAACUUGCUAUUGGAAUAAAAGGCUGAUAAGGCUGCAUUUCUUUCACGCCAUGUUACCAACCAGUAAACAUCUCUGCCUUUGCUUGUGUGUGUUCUGGGGGCAUGGGUGGGGGGAUGGAAAAGUAUGGUUUGGACAUGACUUUGGUGAGUUCCCAUGAAAACAUCAGCAAAACUGUAACUAUGACUUUGUUUUGGAUUUGAGGAGAUAUUUUGGAUCAGCAAUAACAAGUAGGAUAUAUGAAUAAAUUCAGGAAUAAAAUGAUUUUUCCCUUGUUCCACCUAUCACCGUCUUUCCCCAAACUGAUCUCUUUGUUUUAUGUCCAUUUCUAUUCAUGUAACUUCUUUUUCAUUAAACAUGAAUCAAAAUUG